UAUCCUGCCAGAUCAGGCGAGGCUUUUUAUUGGAUUCCAGGCGGCCAGCUUUGCCCGUAUCGACUUCAAUGUCGCACCAGAUACUCCGAGAUCUCCGCUGUAUUUGUGCGAGGCGAGACCUUUUUUGGUGAAUUAGGUAGUCUUGGUCAAGACAAAAAGCGCCCAGAUGACGAGAAACUCGGCCCCUUCCAUCAUCAUUCGGAACCAGAGAUACAGCCGCACUGUCUAGCUGCCCGUUCAAGACCACAAGAAGGGCUUUCCCCCGAAAAAAAAGAAUGGAAAGAAUCGGAUUCAACGGCCAGCUCGGCAACAUGUCCUCUCCGUGCUGCAACCCCCCGCAUCAUCCAUAUCGAUGUGCGGAUGGCCGGUGUUGGACACCCCAAGGCUUUUUGUUUGGAUGGACCGAGGGCAAAACGUCUCAACAAAACUGAAAACUCUAGCUCUUAUCUUGCCCAGCAUCCCGGCAUCCAAAACGGUCUGGAUCUGCUGGCCAAAAAAGACUAA
Pyricularia oryzae 70-15 is the source of this 504-nucleotide messenger RNA. RefSeq lists its product as uncharacterized. The transcript is spliced from 2 exons. The record is from RefSeq and is a predicted model, not a curated record. NCBI's taxonomy places the organism in Eukaryota, Fungi, Ascomycota, Sordariomycetes, Magnaporthales, Pyriculariaceae. The annotation marks the transcript as partial.